Molecule: messenger RNA, 2112 nt
Organism: Melanotaenia boesemani (Boeseman's rainbowfish)
Lineage: Eukaryota; Metazoa; Chordata; Actinopteri; Atheriniformes; Melanotaeniidae
Gene: sox19b
Product: SRY-box transcription factor 19b
Exons: 2
Coding region: 269-1186 (305 amino acids)
Biological process (GO): anatomical structure morphogenesis; regulation of DNA-templated transcription; cell differentiation
Molecular function (GO): RNA polymerase II cis-regulatory region sequence-specific DNA binding; DNA-binding transcription factor activity, RNA polymerase II-specific
Source: RefSeq, a predicted model, not a curated record
UUAGACUGAGUCGUCCUGCACCCGGACAGGGGGAGUGUGUGUGAGUGCGGGAUCAAAUGAGUGUGUGAUGUGGAUCUGGCAGGUGCUGCUCGCGCUCUACAGUCUUUCACCACCAGACUUUGAGAGGACCUGGACGGAUGUGGAUCAUCAGUGUCCGGCUGUGACGGCGUAAUUAAUUAAUUGGACUCAGCCGGUAGAACCUGCCGGGAAACCGAGCCAGAAGUCUCCUGGUGGACGGUGUCUGUCUUCAACUCUUCUUCUGUCCAACAUGUACAGCCUGAUGGAGCACGAGCUGAAGCCAGCUGGUCAGCAGCAUUCCCACCAAACUUCACCGGGAAUGUCGCCAAUCACCGGGAACCUGAGCGGGAGUUUGGGAGGCAACGGACCCUCUCACCCGAAACCAGCAUGUGUACCCGGAACCGACCCCAUGGACAAAGUGAAGAGGCCCAUGAAUGCGUUCAUGGUCUGGUCCCGGGGCCAGAGGCGGAAGAUGGCCCAGGAAAACCCCAAAAUGCACAACUCAGAGAUCAGCAAGCGGCUGGGAGCGGAGUGGAAGCUUCUGACCGACGCCGAGAAGAGACCCUUCAUCGACGAGGCCAAGAGGCUCCGGGCGGUCCACAUGAAGGAGUAUCCGGACUACAAGUACAAGCCCCGCCGCAAGACCAAGCCGCUGCUGAAGAAGGACGCUCCGGUGGGAAAGUUCCCGCUGUCUGCCGGGAACCUGCUGGCGGCGGCGGCGCAGGGUCAGGGCGGCAGUCCCCGGAUGGAGGGCUACGGAUGGGGUCCCACCGGCGGAUACACCGGCAUGCAGAGCGAGGCGCUGGGAUACGGUCAGCAACUGCACCGGUACGACUUGUCCGCUCUCCAGUACCCUCCUGGGAUGACGGCGGCGCAGACAUACAUGACCGGAGCCAACUCAUACAGUCCCAUGUCCUACAGCAGCAGUCCUCAGCAGCCCAGCCCAGUCACCAUGUCCAUGGUGAAACCAGAACCGGUGACCCACUCGCCCUCAGCUGGGACGCCAAACCAUCACCGGGGCCCCCUGCAGGGGGACCUCAGAGACAUGAUCAGCAUGUACAUCCCUGGACCGGGAGGAGAUGCCUCAGACCCCGGGUCCAACCAGAGGGGCUACAGCAGCGUUCAGCAGCACUACCUCACCGGGACCGUCCCACUGACUCACAUCUAGACCUGCAGCAGAACCGGGCCGGUCUUCAGGCUGGAGAGUCAGAAGAUGUGAAGUCCUGUCAGAGAUCAGGUGAUGUUUCCAUCUCGCCAGCAUCUACCCACUCAUUCCACAAGAUAAACUCUCUGUCCACUUCUUCAUGCUGGUUGGACUGGUUCCUCCAAGGACCUCACACUGGCCUCAGUUUGACCUCUGAGGGACCAAAGUCAGCUGAUCCAGAUCAGGGUUUGUUCUGGUCUCACAUGGUCUUGGCAGACUUUCAGCUGAUGAUCUCAUCAAUGUUGGUGGACCUGUGGACCAUCAUCGUCCCUCCCCCAUCUUGCCACAGCCUGAAGCUCCGCCCACCUCAGCUGGUGAUCAGACUCACCCAGCUGAAGUUCUGCUCUCUGGUCCUUCUGGACUUUGUUCCAUGGAAACAGACUUGUUUAAUUUGAGAUGAAGACCUGCUGCUGAGGUCCAGCUCGGACCAGAAGCAGGGCUGGAUUCUGGAUCAGAUCUGCCGGUUUCCUUGUCCAUGAUUAGUUUUUAGAUUCGAUGUGGUCUUGUUUUUUUCUUUCUGACAGAUCGCUGUUAAUCUUCUUGUUUCUAUGAACUUAGAUCCAGUUUUUAAAAGUUCUGUUCUAACUUGUUUUUUUUUUUGUUGUUGUUUUUUGGCUUCCUGACGGCAGAUUUUUUUUCCUUCCAGCCACAUGAAACUGAACCUGAAUGUGGACCACGAGCUGGUACCGGAACCAGGUCCAACGUGUGUGAAACCACUUCUGAAUGUUUACAUUAACAGCAGGUUUCUGGCCUGAAGGAUUUUGGAGAAGAUGUUGUAAAUGUGGAGUUACAGGAAGGUUUCUGUAAAUACUGUCUAUGUUCAGACUCUGAGAGUCUCUUUUUCAUUAAAAACCUCUGAUGGAACUCAUGUUAAUAAAGUUCAAACCUUA